Paramecium primaurelia is the source of this 1277-nucleotide messenger RNA. NCBI's taxonomy places the organism in Eukaryota, Ciliophora, Oligohymenophorea, Peniculida, Parameciidae. The record is from the annotation of a GenBank genome assembly.
AUGAAGACUUAAUUUGAUAAAAGUAGAAUUGUUAAUGUCUACUCUCCAAAUCUCCCUCCAUUUAAAUUGACACUAACUUUUAAAACUACUUUUAAUGAUGUUCGCAACCAAAUUAUUUAAGGAUGGAGUAUCAUCCCUAAGCGAGUCAGAAUCUUUAAUUAAAAUGGUCAUGAAUUGAUAGAGCAAGAUUUACAAUUUGUUCUAGAUGGAAAUAAAUUAUAUAUCACUCUCUUCGGUUAGGACUUGGAUGCAAGUAUCAUAUUUUAAGAGUACGAGAUUGUUUCAGAAAUUGGUAAGGGAGGUUAAGGAACUGUCUUAUUGGCUAAACAUAAGUUUAUUGGAUCCUUUGUGGCUGUAAAAAUAACAAGAGAUACUGAAGAAGAAGACGCAAUUAUAAAAAGGGAAUCUAAGAUCUUGAAAGACUUACAACAUCGAAAUAUCGUAAAAGUCUAUUAAACUCUUUAUUUUUCUAAGACUAAAGAGUCUAUAAUAAUUAUGGAAUAUUUAGAUGGUGGAUCACUAUUACAAUUAAUUAGAAGUAAGUAUCAUCUUUAUUGUAAUAGACAAAGGAACAAUACCUGAAUAGGAAGUGAAGAUAUAUAUCAAACAGAUUGUAGAAGCUUUACUCUUUUGUCAUUCAAAAACAUUUAUUCAUAGAGAUUUAAAAUUAGAAAAUAUUAUGUUAGUUAAUUAAGGAAAUACUUUGGUAUUUAUAAUAUUUAAGUAAGGUUAAAUUAAUAGAUUUUGGAUUAGCAGGAGUAGCUGGAACUUAAAGGGAAACUGAAACAAUGAAUGUUGGAACUCUCCCAUAUAUGCCUCCUGAGGUACUUAAUGGAAAACUCAAGUUUGUUUGUCCUUGUGUAGAUGUAUGGGGAUUGGGAGUAAUUAUGUAUAGUCUGUUAUAUGGUAAAUUACCUUUUAAAGGAAGAACAAAUGAAGAAAAAGUCAACAAUAUUCUUCAAUGUAAUUUUUAACAUGAAUUAAAUGUCUCAGAUGAUGCUAAAGAUCUAAUAAAUAGAAUAUUUGUACCUAAACAUAAUUAAAGGAUAUCAAUGUAGGAAAUAUUGGCUCAUAAAUGGAUAGGUGGAAAUGGUUUCUUACAAUUUCGUCGAUUACUUAAAAAAUCAGAAAAUCCAUAUUUGAAAAAUGUAAAGAAGAAGUAUGAUUUUGAAAUUCGAAAAAAAAGUGUUUGUGAUGAAUAAAAAGUUAGAAUUUCUCUUCCAUUAAUCAGAUAUAGAGCUAGCUCUUAAGAUACAAUUAUUGAUAUAUCUAAAUGA